This is a messenger RNA of Copidosoma floridanum, 1175 nucleotides long. RefSeq lists its product as uncharacterized. The record is from RefSeq and is a predicted model, not a curated record. Lineage: Eukaryota; Metazoa; Arthropoda; Insecta; Hymenoptera; Encyrtidae.
UGUAAUAUUAUAUCCCCAAUGUGCGCGAAUCCCGGAUCUUUACUUGCACCAUCGACGGACUAGCGGAAGCGCGACGACAACCAUAAUAUACACCUUGCACGGAUAAGCCGAUCUUCGCCAUGGCGAUCGCGCGACUCGUUCUGCUCAUCGUCGCCGCGGCUGCCUCGAUCGAGGCUAAGGCGAUCGGCAGCAAACCGCCGUCCGAGGAGACGCAGCUGUUCUUCACCCACAACGGGACCCUCGUGCGGAUGGCGGUGCGCGACGGCCACGCGAGAAAGGCCGUGGUGGUGGGCGAGGAGGUGACGGAUUACGCCCUGGACGAGGUGCGCGACCGCAUUUUCUGGGUAGCCAAGAACGGAAGCGUCUUCGUCCGGCCGAUCGGGGGCUCGUCGUCGGCCAGCCAGCCGGUGUUUGCGUCCCCAUCUUUGGGCGCCGGGGUGAGAAUCGCCUGCGACUGGCGCACCGACAAGCUGUACUUGACCAGCCACGAAGGGAGGAGCGUCAUGGCGCUGGACCUCAAGAACACAGGGCCAUACCAUCGUUGGCACGUCGUGCUCGAGCACGGCCACCUGGCCAAGGUCCAGAGGAUCAGCCUCGACCCGGCCAUGGGGGCCAUGUUCGUCCAGCUCGACGACGGAAACUGGACCGAUUUGUACCGGUACAACAUGGACGGUACCGAUCGGCAUUUGGUUAUGCGCAAGGAGAGCCCGCAGCACUACGACUAUGACUUUGAGACGAAAAAGUUGCACCACAAUAGCGGCGAGAUAGCUGCCGACGGCAACCAAUUCUACUUGAAGUACCACACAGACGACAGAUCGUACAAGGUGAUCCGAGCGUACGGUCCGAAGCGAGGGCGGGAGGUGCUCGCCUUCCUGGACGCCUUUGACACGGACGACGUCAGGAACCUGAGGGUGUACCGUCGCUCGGUCAAGAAAUACGUUCUGGUGGAUCCGUGCGAGAACAACGGGGAGUGCGGUACGGAUGCCAUGUGCCUGCUGAAGAUCACCUGGCCGGGCAAGAGUUGCAACCCUUACAGCAAGGCCGAGACGCGCAGCCGGAUAGCCCGGCAGAUACCCUUCGACAUGUACUCCCAGCAGCCGACCCUCAGACCCGAGCCCCAGCCCACCCAGCCAGACAACUCGUACCUGCCCGUUUACCUCUCCAUCAUUGGAUAG